GUCUAGUUUAUGGUCUUGUGUGAAUUUCAUUUUCAUAUUUAGGCAUUUUACGAUCAAGGGAUUUUAAUUUGCGCUUCCAAUCAAUUAUGCUCUGAGUUACACAUUUUAGUUUCACUUGUUAAAAUCCUUAGUUAAGUUCUUUCUUGUAACUGAAUUGUUAAUUUUACUACUUUUAUUUUCUAUAUGCAGACAUUAGUUGUUUGGGGAAUCUGUUGCUAAUUUGAGCUUUUUAAGGUAUAAAGUUAGUUGAAAGUAGGGCUUGUAUAAGGUGAUAUUGUCUUCAUAAAAGAAUUUUGACUCUCUCGUCAAAGGAUGACGCGUGUUGAUACUAUGCAAUUGUCUAAUGAACUGAGAGUUCAUGAUAGUCAUGGUUGCGGUCAAAACCUUGGUGUCAUAGGAAAAGGCCGGCUACAUUUAAUUCGUAUCAAUCUUUCCUCGCAUGAUAUGCGACAGGAUGCUUGGAGACUUCAUCUUUUGAGCAGUGUUUGUAGACCCAUAAGACAUGUAUAUCCCAGGUCUGAUGUCAUUAUCUGCCGAUCUGUUCCAAUUCCUAAUGGGGGAAAUGAGAUUCCUAUAAUAAAAUCUGCUGGUGUGGCUUUGACCAGGGCAUUUGGUGAUUUACACGCCAGUCCAGUUGUACCUCGGUUGAUCCCGGCAGUUGCAAUUAUUGCUUUUGCUGCAUGGGGCCUUGGGCCACUUAUGCGGUUAGGCAGGGUUAUGCUUUUCCAUAGGAGCGAUAACAGUUGGAAUAAGAGUAGAACACAUCAUAUUAUGACCUAUUAUCUUCGACCUGUGUUGCUCUGUACUGGAGUGUCACUCCUCUGCAGAGCAUUAGAUCCAGUAGUUUUAGCCUCAGAAGCAAGGCAGGCUGUUAAGCAACGACUUCUACAUUUUGUGCGAUCAUUAUCGACUGUUCUUCCUAUUUCUUAUUGUUUGUCAAGCCUAAUUUUAAGAAAUGUAUUUACGGAGAUGAAUGAUUCCAAUGAUGCAAGAAAUAUGGGCUUUGACUUUGCUGGAAAAGCUGUUUAUACUGCAGUAUGGGUUGCUGCUGUAUCAUUGUUCAUUGAAUUGCUAGGUUUUUCCACCCAGAAGUGGGUAACUGCUGGUGGACUUGGUACAGUAUUGAUCACCCUUGCUGGUCGUGAGAUAUUUACAAAUUUUCUUUCAAGUGUAAUGAUCGAUGCAACAAGGCCUUUUGUUGUCAAUGAAUGGAUUCAAACUAAUAUAGACGGUUAUGAAGUUUCAGGGACAGUCGAGCAUGUUGGAUGGUGGUCACCAACAAUUAUAAGAGCUGAUGACCGUGAGGCAGUUCACAUCCCAAACCACAAGUUCACUAUGAAUGUUGUGAGGAACAUUAGCCAGAAGACUCAUUGGCGCAUCAAGAAUUACUUUGCCAUUAGUCAUUUGGAUGUUAAUAAAAUCAAUAAUGUAGUAGCUGACAUGCGGAAGGUUUUAGCCAAAAAUCCUCAAGUAGAGCAGCAAAAAUUGCAUAGAAGAGUAUUUUUGGAAAGUAUUAAUCCAGAAAACCAGGCUCUUAUGAUAAUGGUAUCCUGUUUUGUGAAAACAUCACGUAUAGAAGAAUAUUUCUGUGUUAAGGAAGCUAUACUGUUGGAUCUUCUCAGAGUUAUUAGCCAUCAUCAUGCUCGGCUUGCCACCCCUAUCCGUACAGUUCAGAAGAUGUAUGGCGAGGCUGAAAUAGAAGAUGUACCUUUCGCUGAUACCAUUUUCAGACGUUCUCGAACAACUACCAACCGUCCACUUCUCCUCAUUGAACCCAGUUAUAAAGUUAAUGGUGAUGACAAAGUCAAAGCUUCAACACGUGUAAAUGAAGAAAAAAAAUCCAUGGAGGAAGCAACCCUCACAUCUGACUUGAAGGGAAAUACUAAUUCGGGAUCAACAUUGGACUCCAAAGAAGACAGGGUUAUGGCAUCAUCAACCAAUAACCCCAGUUCAGGUUCAAAAGCCUCAUUGUCCGAGGCUGAAAGUGGGAACUCGAUCGAAGUGAACUCCGAAAAGCAAUUUAGUGAGGGUAAGAGCGAAACUCGGAAGCCAGCAAGUUCAGGAAGUGUGGUGAUCACUGAUCCACGGUCUGCAAAUGAAGAAUCUGAAAUCCCAGUGAGCGUUUCACAGGCACAGCAGGAUGUCGAUAAGUCGACUCCGCAGCCAUUGGUGGCUAGGUCACCUUCCUUGGAAGAGAACAUCGUUCUUGGUGUUGCACUGGAGGGCUCAAAACUGACACUUCCAAUCGAAGAAGAAAUGUCGACACUAUUGGAGGAAUUGGGCAAUCACCAGAGUGGAAGUAGGUCUCAUUCGGUCAGCCAGGAGAAGAAAGAUGAUGAGGUGCCAGUAGUUCAUGGUAAAAUUAUUAGUCGAUAAAUCGUGCCCCGUUGCCGUUUAUAUAGUUUGUAAUGUUCAGCUGUGUUUGUUUGAAGCUGGCGUUAUUAUUAUUAUUAUUCGUUGCCUACGUCUCAUCCUUUGUACAUAGUUGUUGGAUUCAAAAUUAAUGUGGUAAGUUAG
Messenger RNA from Hibiscus syriacus, 2517 nucleotides. Its product is annotated as mechanosensitive ion channel protein 3, chloroplastic-like. Lineage: Eukaryota; Viridiplantae; Streptophyta; Magnoliopsida; Malvales; Malvaceae. The coding region runs from base 313 to 2376 and encodes 687 amino acids. The record is from RefSeq and is a predicted model, not a curated record. The transcript has 13 exons. Gene Ontology annotation, biological process: transmembrane transport. Gene Ontology annotation, cellular component: membrane.